CAACUUUCACUCACUCUCAUAAACACAGAUACAUAAACACAAACAAAAUAAAAAACACGUCAUGUGUGGACACGUAAGCCCCUCCAUAGUCUCCGGCGAUACCUGUCCAUGUUUCCUAUACUCCGAGGACAUAGUGGCACCUCCUCUGCCGCAUGAUAUUGAUCAUCAUCAUCUGUUCCUGCCUCCGCCGUCUCUUAUGAUGAGCCACCACUCACUAUUUGCGGCCGAGGCAGUUUCAGGGUUUGGUUACUUUGGUUCUGGCACUAACAGUGGCGGCGGAAGCAGCAGCUGCGACUCACCGAGCUCGAUGGGGAGCGGCGGAGAUAGUUUUAUAACGCAGAGGAGUGUUAAUAGCCAUAAUGGCUUUAGUGGUAAUUUACCGACGACGGUCCACGAUUUCGUUAACGAUCAUGAUGGGCCAGUGAGACGGGCCCUUAGCGCCGGAGAUCCACCGAGGAGUAGCAGAAGAGAGAGCAGCGUGGUGUGGAGUGAGAGCAAUGCAAUAAUCGAAGGAAUGACCAAAGCGUAUAAGUAUAGUCCUGAGGAGAAGAAAGAAAAGAUCGAAAAAUAUCGUAGCAAGCGCAAUCUUAGGAAUUUCAACAAGAGGAUUAAGUAUGAAUGCAGGAAGACAUUAGCGGACAGUCGGCCAAGAAUAAGAGGAAGAUUUGCAAGGAAUGAUGAGAUGUCACAACAAGAGCAAGUUGAUGUAGUUGAAACCGUGGUUGGAGAUGUUGAUACCUGGGCAUCUUUUCUUGAAUCUUUCUCUACUAAUCACUUUCUUAAUUAAUUUCUUUAGUUAUGUUUAUGUUUUUCCUAUAUAUGUUUAUAUGGCACUUAAUUAGCUUGCACCAUGUUGCUAAACUCAUAUAGGUUUUUAGUACCAUUGUAAAUAAGAAUAACAUAUUUUGUA
Molecule: messenger RNA, 910 nt
Organism: Brassica oleracea var. oleracea
Lineage: Eukaryota; Viridiplantae; Streptophyta; Magnoliopsida; Brassicales; Brassicaceae
Product: two-component response regulator-like PRR37
Exons: 3
Coding region: 62-787 (241 amino acids)
Biological process (GO): regulation of flower development
Cellular component (GO): nucleus
Molecular function (GO): protein binding
Source: RefSeq, a predicted model, not a curated record